AUGGACCACCAGUCAAUCGAAGAAGCUGAAGUAACUGAAGGUUUUGAAGGAACGAAGGAGGCUGUAAAAUCGGUAACACUUGAAAGCUACGGAGAAAGUGAGAUGGAUAUUCAUAGCGAUAAAAUUGUGUGUGUUAAAGCUUCUGAUGAAUUGUUUACAGAUCAAAUCAAAGAAGAAAUAAAGGAAUGUGAGUUCAACAUCAUUGUUGAUAUUAAGGAUGAAAUAGAAAAUGUGGAAGAAGAAGGGAUUAAAAUACAACCAACAAUUGUAUGUGAGUCACUUCCACCACCACCACCAGCAAUUGACAUUCAAGCCAAAAAAAUUGCCGCAUCAAAAGUUAAUUUGAAAACAGUGAAAAAGCCUAGAGGACGGAGGGGUCGUAAACCUAGACCUAUUUUGCCCAUGACCCGUCCCAUAGCUUCUGCGAGUACUUCACAUUUGGAACAGGCCUCAACUCAACAUCAGUUAAUUGUGCCUUCAACACAAAUGCCUGGGAUUGCUUAUCAAAUUUUUCUGGGUGAUAAUGUAAAAGACUCAAACAAUCCAGUUCAAUAUACAAUGUUACAGCCACAACCAGUAUUUUUGCAACAAACCCCAACAUCUGUUAGCAAUACUUCACCAGUGGUGAUAAGCCAAUCUUAUCCAAUGACUCGAUCCCAGGUUCUAGGUCCUAAAAUUCCUCAAAUCGCUCCCCAAAUUAUCAGUCCAGGUUAUUGUUCAUUUUGUUACAAACAUUUUAAAAAUCUAAAUGAACAUGUUAAAGAGUGUUGGGCUAAUCCAGAAAGUAAAAGCUAUAAGUUCAGAAAAAUUGCUCCGGCUACGUCUUAA
Molecule: messenger RNA, 828 nt
Organism: Macrosiphum euphorbiae (potato aphid)
Lineage: Eukaryota; Metazoa; Arthropoda; Insecta; Hemiptera; Aphididae
Source: the annotation of a GenBank genome assembly